This is a messenger RNA of Lytechinus pictus (painted urchin), 7079 nucleotides long. RefSeq names its product rho guanine nucleotide exchange factor 39-like. The record is from RefSeq and is a predicted model, not a curated record. Gene Ontology annotation, cellular component: cytoplasm. The transcript is spliced from 12 exons. Gene Ontology annotation, biological process: intracellular signal transduction. Gene Ontology annotation, molecular function: guanyl-nucleotide exchange factor activity. NCBI's taxonomy places the organism in Eukaryota, Metazoa, Echinodermata, Echinoidea, Temnopleuroida, Toxopneustidae. The coding region runs from base 99 to 1904 and encodes 601 amino acids.
GAACUUUUCCUUUUUUUGAGAGUCCAGUUUGUGUCUUGAUGUCAGGUAUUCUGUGUCACGAUAGACCUUCAUCCAUAUAAAAUUGAGACAAGGUACUAAUGUCCACGACAGGAGAUAAAAGAAAGAAGGAUAGCGUAGGAGCCAGCUCAAAGAGAAAGAAGAUUCGGAAGUCGCUAAGCUGGCGGGAGAGUAAGGAGGCCAUCAAACAGGAUUUGGAGAAAUUCUUCCAGGAGAGGUUCUCAAGAGGUGAUAAGAUGGAGCGCAAACGAGAGAAGGUCCUUACCGAGAUCUUCGCUUCUGAAAGGCGCUACCUGGAACAGCUGGAUAUCAUUAUCACUCAUUUCAUAAAACCACUAAGACAAUCACGUAUAGUGCCCGAGAACGACAUCCGUAUCAUGUUCGGGGACAUCACGGCCAUCCAAGCAAUCAACAAAGAACUCUUAGCUCACAUGGAAGAGAUGAGUAUCGGAGAGGCAUUCCUGCAGCUCGCUCCGUACAUCAAGCUUUACUCCACCUAUGCUAAUAACUUUGAGAAGGCCAUCGACCUUUUACAGGAAUGGGAAAGCAAGGCCGCAAACUUUGUAAGGUUUCUACGAGAGACGGAGAAGAAAGAUCAAUGCCGUAGUUUGUCUUUGCACGCUCUUCUUAUCACGCCGAUUCAGAGAGUUCCAAGAUACAAACUUUUACUCAAGCAACUCUUAGACCACACCCCAUCGAGCCAUGAGGACUACACAAAAAUCAAAGAUGCCCUUCAAAACAUCUCAGAAGUAACCCAGGGCAUCAAUGAAUAUAUCAGAGAACAUGAGAACUUUCAGAAGAUGUUGGAUAUCCAGAACUCCAUCGGUGGCAAGGCUCCCAAACUCAUCAUCCCCGGUCGGAAAUUCAUCAAAGAGGGCCCGUUAAUGAAGGUCACCAAGAAUGGGUCUGGUUCCCACGAACGCAUGUUCUUCCUCUUCUCCGACGUCCUGCUCUACGCCAAGCAUAACAUGAGCCUAGAGCGCCCUCUGUUGGCCAAGCCUUAUACAUGUUCCUCUGUGAUAAAGCUUGAUGAUUGUAAGGUUGAUCUCGUCCUGGGAGAACAGAAAAUAGACGGAGCAGGAGCCCUCUUUAAGCUCUCUUACAACGAGGAUCAUCUUCUGUUAUACUCUACCGACAAUGCUGAAGCAUUAUCCUGGAUCGACAAGCUUCAAGGCGCAAUCGAAACCCACAAGAGAAACCGCGCCUCACUGAGAACGCCCUCUGUCCUGGAAGGUCGCAAAGAGGAGGCAUUCGCACGUGACGCUGGUCGGACGCCGUUCAGAGCAAGCAUGAGAAUUCGCAAUAUCCGUAGGAAACAACAACUCGCAAGUGAAAUGGUCUCCCAGGGGACCUCUCCUUCAGUGACACGUAAGGACCUUCUUUACCCCAUGAGGAAAGACAUCUUGAAAAUGAGUGACAAGAAGGCUGGCAGCUCAAGAAGAUCAGUAUCAUCGCCACCCGUGAUACGGAGAAGUGCCUCUAGGCGAUAUCCUCUGAGACACCAUGCAACACCGCAACCGAUAGCACCACCAAGGCACAGGGGAAUCUCCAAACGGCCGAAGUCUCUUCCUCCUCAGCUGUCCAAGAAGAAACUGAGGAGACUCCAACAUCAAGGACCACGCCCACUCAACAAGAAGAAAACAGAAGAUCCUGAAAUGACAGUUUAUGAAGAUGCCCUUGGUCACGAUGACGUUGGUCACGAAGACAAUCACGAUAACACCCUCUACCAGACGGCCAUCGCUGAAGAGGGAGCACAUUCUGAGAUCUACCCUUUGACCCCGAGCAAGGAACGUACCACGAGCUACCGUAGGGGGGAACAGUUUCUACAAGAGAUGCCUCCCCUCACGCCGGCUCAAAAUGGAGAAAGUCAAUGUAUAAUCCUAUGAGAUUAAAACGGAAAAAAAAAUAAUGAAGAGGGUUACGUGAUUUGUGCCAUUUUUUUUGCAAAAUUCCCGGGGGGGGGGGGGGGCUCUGUUAUGACAAGGUCAACACCAUGUUCGUCCAUGGAGCUUAAAAAGGACCCUAAACAAGCAAUCUUGCUUCAAUUUCAGUAUUUUUUCAUGUUUUAUCUAUCUAAAUGAUGUCUCAAAUAUUCAUGAUAGAGUGAAAAAAAAAACUUUAAGUGCAUCAUGUGUACAAGGCUGUUAAAAAGUUACAAUUUUUUUCUUCUAAUUUUGGCAAAUUUGAUACCCAACACACUGCUUUUGCAUACAUCACCAAGCCAUGAAAAACAAACCUUUCUUUUGCUCUCUGGAUGAGCAUGUUGAUAUUGGCCCCCCGGGCAAAAAUCUUAACCCGAAACUUCAUUUUAAAUCUGACAAUCAUCGACUUAUGGGUAAUUCCAUAAAAUAAUCAACUAUUUCGUAGUAUAGUCGAUCUCCAUUUCCCCCCAAUUUUGAUUCAUUUCAUGAAAUGGUCAAGCCAUGAUAAUUUAUGAGCAUUACAAUCGUUCAAAUGAACCAAAAAAAAAAGAACAGUGGUAAAUCAUUUCAGGAAGGUCAUAUGUAAAGGGGGUCUAAUAUGUAUACAGAAUUGCCCCUAUCUCUAGAAUUAAGAUUUAUCCAUCAGGCAAUGUGCUCAACUCACUAGAAAUUUAUCUCUGCUCGCCUAGGCUACCGAAUAUCCAGUACAACUCCCUCAGCUCCCACAGGAGAACAACUCCCUGUCACUUUGAAUACAAGAGAAAAAUCAAUAAAGCAUAACUUAAUUUCAUCAAAAUUGGAUGUAAAAUAAGAAUGUUAUGACAUUUUGAGAUGUUCACUUAUUUUUCAAAUAAGAGUUCUCUGCACACCAUAGUGAUAUGCAAAUGAGAGUCGAUGAUGUCAACAAUGUUUCACAUUAUAAUGAGGAGAAAAUUAUAAAAAUAUCAUGUUUCAUAUAACAACAUAUAAUGUAGGGAGUGGGAACAUCAUAGGUUCUCUCACUUGCAUACUGACCAGCAUGUGCAUAUAACUGUUUUGUGAAAUUCAGUGGAAAUUUAAAUGUCACAGCUUUCUUAUUUUACAUCCGGUUUUGAACAAAUUUUCAGUGUUGUUCUUGUUAAAUUUUUUUCUCUCUUUAUUCAAAUCAACUUUUUGUUGGCAUGAGUUUCCCCUGUUUGAUAAGGAUUGAAUCCUGCUUUUCUUUAGAGCCCUUGAUAGCAUAACAGUAAAAACUCAAUUUGUGUUUCAUAAUUAUGAGUGAUUUGUCUGAUGUGACUCCUAUUUCUUAUUGGUUUAUCCUACUUUUAUGAUGCAUCUGUAUUUCAGUGUAUACAUGUAUUUUGGUCAUUUUCCCAUCCACUGGGAUUUUCUCAUUAUUAUAGUUCAUUACUCAGUUUAAUCUCAAUCUUCAAUGUAUUAUUUGUAUUAUACAAAUAUUACAUAUAAUUGAUGGCGAUUAGUAAGAAUUGAAUGCACAAGGUACCCUUGGAACAGUUCUAAUGUGCCCAAGGUGUAGUCAAGGGCACUUGGACUGUGUCAAAGGGUAACAAGUGUGUGUAAUUAUUCUAAUGCUCUACCAAAAUGAUGUGUAUUAUUUGUUUUAUAAGAUGGUGAUGUGGAUCCUUGUUAUUUGAUAAACCAUCCUCAUCUCAAAACCUGUGCAUUAUUUGUUUUAUAAGAUAGUGAUGUGGAUCCUUGUUAUUUGAUAAACCAUCCUGAUCUCAAAAUUUGUUUUAUAAGACAGUGAUGUGGAUUCGUGUUAUUUGAUAAACCAUCCUCAUCUCAAAACAUGUGCAUUAUUUGUUUUAUAUGAUAGUGAUGUGGAUCCUUGUUAUUUGAUAAACCAUCCUGAUCUCAAAAUUUGUUUUAUAACUUAGUGAUGUGGAUUCAUGUUAUUUGAUAAACUAUCCUCAUCUCAAAACAUGUGCAUUAUUUGUUUUAUGAGAUAGUGAUGCAGAUCCUUGUUAUUUGAUAAACCAUACUCAUCUCAAAACCUGUGUACUAUUUGUUUUAUAAGAUAGUGAUGCAGAUCCUUGUUAUUUGAUAAACCAGACUCGUCUCAAAACCAUGACCGGUCAACAGAACUAGUUGUCAUUGGUUCCAGCCAUUGGCAAAUUUAUGUGUUCGAUAAGGUCACAUGAUAAAUUUCAGCCAAUCAUAUGAUUAGGAUCCAUAUCACCAUUCAAUAAUACCAACUAUAAUCUUUUGAAAGCAUACCCUUAUUAAUUAUCACAUAUCUAUCAACAUGAAAAGGUAUUUUUAUCAACAUAUUUAUCCUAUAUUUCUAGUAUAACUCACUAAUCAUGACAUUUAUGUGAAUCAUUCGCUUUUAUAGUCAGGUUGAUAUAAAAUGAUCAAUCGUCAAUAAUAAUAAUAACGGCAUAUUUACCCAGGGUAACCACUUCAGUUCCGAAAACUGUUCUUCAAUAAUCAUGUGCAUAACGAUUAACGACACAUAAGGUUAUAUUGAAAAUAGCCGUGUAUGUAUGUAGAACAAAAACACCACUGUAUUUUUGAAUAAUCUUAAUCCACAGUCCUGUAGUGAAUUUUUAAAUGCAACGUAUGUGACAGUAUUGUGAUACGACAUUUUCUCCUGCAACAUUUACUCCGGUCUUAAUAUCUCAGAUGGCAUAGGGUUAGAGUUUCUUGCUCAGAAUAAUGUAAAGAUAAGGAUUCGAGUGUAUUUAGUUUUGGAGGUUAGAUUUUAUGUUCGGCUUAAAGAGAAAUUCCAGUAGUUGCAGUAAACACUGAUUUCAUAAGAAAGUCUGUAAAACCAGGCUUAAUUGUCAGUAUAUCAUCGAGGAUCUAGAUCUGGUACAGUUACAUAAACUGAACUUUGUAAAAUCUUGAAAUCUACGCUGAAAAAUGUUCAGACUGAACUUCCCCAACACAGAUAAGCGCACGUGGGACAGUGUAUAAUUAUUGCUUUGAGCGUCGGGCCCGACGCUCUACCCGAAUCCUGUGCUUAUUUAAUUUCUUCCAGAAUCCUUUGGCACAUGCGUUUUAUUUAUACAAACAGACUCUUUGGUGGUCAUUUCAUUGGAUUCUGUACGAACUCAUUUUGAUAUCGUUACCAAAACUAGAAUUUACCUUUAACGUGCAGAUUUUCCAUUGGAGCAAUUGUUGCCGGACAAAAUGUCACAGAACCUAUAGUAUUGAUACAUAAUCUGAGAGGCGGAGUGGUACUCCUCAAAAUAGAUAUAGCAUUUAUGCAGAUCAAAAAGCAUUUUUACAAGCAAUUGAAAAUUCUCAAAUAUCGGGCCUGUAAUGAAAGAGCUCCACACUAACCCUCUUUUUCUACUGGUCCGACCUGAUCAUGUUGGAUCAGUACAUACCCAGUUUAUCCAUUUUUUACUGGACUGAACCUAAAAUUUACUGGUCCCAAAAAUAUAAAAAAGACUUGAGUUUAUUUUGCUGUCUUUUAUUGCUUAUUGUUACCCCCCCCCAAAAAAAAAACACACUCACAACAUUAUUAAUGAGAGCCAUUUUUAUAAUUUACAAGAGAGAAGAAAAUGUAUUUGUAUCAGAUAGAUAUAAUCUUUCUGGUCAUGUCGGACCAGUAAAUCUGACUUUUUCUGAAAAGUUACUGGCCCGACAGCAAUUUUUACCGGUCUUGGACCGUCGGACCAGUGCCAGUGUCGCGCGCUGGUUAUAUGCAAUGCAAUAUUAAGACGUUAUCCGAGGUGCAGCCGUUACAAACGUAAUAAUACCAUUCUGCAUUGUGCUUGAUAUGUUUGGCAAAAUCUCCUACAGCUUUGAUGUAUUGAUGGAAGUAUGUAUGUGAUUGUCUUAAAACUUUUUAUAUUGCUUUUAGGGCUAUGUGUAAAGAUGUCAGCCGAUGAAAUACUUCCCCCAACUGCUUUAUACAUGUAUUUACAAUAAGCUCUCUCAUAGAAAGAUUUCUCCCCCAUCAGUCUACACUACAGUGUUUUGACAACUGUUUAUUCAUUUCUUCGUGUCAUAAAUCUUACGUUUUGUAAAAAUCGUUUGUAUAUAUAUAUUUUUGUGUUGUGUCUUCCAACUGCACCAUGAUUUUGAAGUUAUUGUAUUGAUAGCAUUAUUUUGUUAAGUGGUUUCCUGUAUAUAUAUUGGUGUUAAAUUUGUUCAUCGCGUAUGCUGGGGAAAGUGAUUUCUAUAUUACACAACGAAGUCGGCACUUGUACUUAAUCACGGUUUAUUUCCAAUUGGUCUAAUGCCAAUUCGUUCAAUUGCCAACUCGUCUACUACCAUCUCGUCUACUACCAUUUGGUCUUUCAUCAUUUUUUCUACUCACCACAUGGUCUACUUUCAUUUACUCUAAUGCCAUUCCGUCUAAUAACCAGUUGGUCCGAUACCAUUCCGUCUAUAACCAGUUGGUCCAUUAUUUAGACCAUAUACCAUUUGUCUAAUUAAACUAAAUUGUUAAUUGUGCAAAAUGAAUGAUAAGAAAAUGGGUGUUUAAUAGACCAACUGGUUAUUUAACGAAAUGGUAAUAGAUAAAAUGGUGAUUAAACAUAGUGAUGAUUGGACCAAAUGGUUAUUGGACCAAAUGGUUGUUAGACCAAAUGGUUGUUAGACAAAAUGUUGAUGGAUGGAAUGGCAUUAGACUAAAUGAAGGUAGACCAAGUGGGGAGUGGACGAAUUGGCAAUUUACCCUAAUAAUCACAGGGAGCCGUAUUCUGAACUCGAGUUAAAUUUAAAGCAAACUCUGGUCUAUGGUCUAACUAUGGAAAGCCAACUCUGACACACAUAUCCAACAGUACAUGUUCAUUUAUAUUAAGUUCUUAUGUAUUAUUUGUUUAAGGAGAUGAUUUGAUAUGUACAUGCUAAAGCGCAUAUUUUUCCGGAUUGUUAUGCACUAUGCCUAUGUAAAAUUCAAUUAUUACUAUUUAGGUGUCUUUCACAAUGUGACAUUCCUGCAUUCUCCUGUGUUGUGUUUAUGUUGAAAAAUAAUAAUAAUAAUAGGCAUUUGUAUAGCGCCAUCUAUCUAGGAACAAUCUUCUAGAUGCAAUGUUAUUAUAAUGUGAUGAUUCGCGGUGAGAGAAAAUCGUGGGAUUCCUGCAUGAAAGUCCCGUCACUUACUGUUGGUUAGAUGCUAUACUCUGAUCUCUAUCACUCUUUCUUUCUCUGUGCAAUAAAUGCUGGCUGGUUAAUAAUGUA